AAAGAUGUUGACCUCCCUACGGCUUCUGGGGAACAUGAACCUCUACCAAGUUGCAUGGUUACGUCGAGUGCAGAUCCACUUGGUCCUCCGGCUCCUCUAGGAGCAGUGAAUAAAAAGGACACCGAGCCAAAGGCAAAGACAAUGACGAUGACCGAGGUAAGAGUUCACGCAACUUUUCAACAGGAUGAAACAGUAACAGGAUCAGCAGGUGGAGCAGUUCUUACUGAAUCCAAGAGCAAGCAGUUAGGCCUAGGAGGACAACUACAAGCUUUUCAAGAUGAAGAGCAACGAUCACAAGAUCUAUUUCCUACGGCUCAAAUGGCAGGCGCCGGAGGCGAAGGCGUGAAGAAAAAGAAACAAGGAGUUCUCUGCGUGGAGGACGUGGAGCACCGAAUUCGAGAAAUUCAAAUAUUAAGGCUCGAAAGACCCCGUCUCCACGUGAAUCCCGUUAAAGCACAGCGCUGGCAAUGACUGGAAGAGUCUCGGGCUGUACUGACACAAGGACUGGGCCGAGUAUUUUAACGGGAUGCAUUCACGGGAUGGGUGAUGGGUAGCUCUAAAAAUAGAAAGUAAUCUCGAAGAUGUAAGCAGGGGCAGUAGCAAGCAUCGAGAACUUCCCAGCACAAGCUCCAUGCUAGUAUCGGAAGCGGGCGUGACCAUGAGAGUGUCUCAUGGUAAGAAAGUUGCAUCAAUUGUGCAGUCACUCGAGGAAGCCUCAGCAUUGCAAUCAGUUGGCACCUCUGCGCUGCGCCGCGUGGAGAUCUCGGCUCUAUUUCCCGCUCUUUCCAGCACAACAUCCACAUCCACGUUUCAGAGCCUUCAUAGCUGCCCGGGUAUUUCUAUGACUAUCUCUAUGCUGGUGAUGUAUGUCUCAUAUUCAAUGAAGGUGAGCGUGCCUCCUGUACCUGCACGACCACUAGAUCUCAUCGAUUCUUACAAAGACAAAGAUCACUCAAAAAAAUUCAUCCAGGUUCAAUCGAUGAGAAAAGCUGUGUUAACGCAGCAGAGCAAGAGGGUUCCACCCUGCAGGAGGCUGGUGCCGCUGCUUCUACGGGCUUUGUCGCGAGCACGACUUCAACUCGAGCACCGGAAGACGAUGACAUGGGACCUCAGACUGGUGGUCCUGGUCCUCUGGUGAAGGCUCCAGGAGAUGAAAUGGUUUCUACUGUUGGAGAGGCCACAAUUAUGGUCAGCUUUUUUUCAUCUUCAUUCUCGGCAUCUUGGAGGUUCCCUUUUCCCUUGUAUCCUCGUGAAAUACAUCAAGGUAAAAGGGACCCCAAGAAAAGGGGGGCCGAGAUGCAAUCUAGGAGACUCUAACACAAGGUGCGUUCAUCUAGGCAACAACUCGGAGCUAGAAGCUGGCGCCACGAAACAAGUGGUGGAGCAAGGCGGAGAAGACGUUCGCAUGAAAGAGGACAUGAACAACACCAAUGCAACAAACAACGCUGCUGCUGGUCCACCGGCGACAGGACUUUUGACCGACAUUCCUCUAUUUGCUCCUCUCGUCUCUUCGUCUUCUAGUGUACAAAAUGGUACUAAAUUUUCCUCUGCGUCUGCUACUAGCGAGCAAACGGCCUCUCAGUCUGGUGAAGAUGGUCAGGCGGUUACUAAGCUCGCACCUGGUGCUUUCACAGCUGGUCAGCAGAAGAUGGACCUACAAAUCGCGGCUACGACCACCAGCGGAUUAGGACCAGGGACGUCUGGCUCUAGCGUUGUGGAUACCUUCAACAUUUUAAACAACAACUACAGUUUAUGAAGCGAAAAAGUGUACUCAUCUUCAGGAAAGUAGGCACCUUCUAAGUGGGAAAAAGCCUCUUUUCUUGAGUAUGAGUACACUUUUUCCUGUCAUACAGUUUCACUCAACAGCCCAUGGGCAUGCAGCUUGGAGGUGAUCAACAACAGUUUAACAAUAACAGUUCUUUUGGUCCUCUAUGUCUGCCAAACACUAUGGCUAAUGCUAUGGCGACCACAGCUGCAAAUUCAAAUAGUACAACAACCGCAUCAAUAUCAAAUAGUACAUCUACUUCAUGUUCAUCAAGUGGUACUUCAUCUACGAUAUCAACAAGAACGAUGCCUCCUACUUCUAGUACGACGUUUAAUAGUUUUGUCCCAUCGUCUACGAACACGAAUUGCCUCUUUCCUGGGAAUAAUAAUGUUUCCGUCACGCAAUACACUACCAACAACUACAACGUAAACGCCCCUGUACUUUCGGCGAUGCUCCCGCCGGGUUCUGGGAGUAAUAUGUUGCAGCAGUACAAUAACCUAACUAGUAAUAUGUUGCAGCAGCCAAAUCAUGGUGGAAUUCCUCAGCAUGGACAACAAAUGUCGCAGUCGUUUCAGCCACAAGGAGGACAAUCAUUUUCAUCACCAUGCUUCAACAUCCCCUUCGGAGGAGCUCACCAGCAACUUAAUCCUAGUACUUCGCAGAUGAACAAUUUUCUGCCGCCACCAAGUACUAGUUUUCAACAAAAUCAACAAAAUGUCAACCACAAUAGUAAUGAUAUGAGUAGCAACAACAUGAUGAGCUUUAACAACUUUAACAAUAACGGCAAUUGGAAUAGCACGACGACAGCAAUUCCCAACUUUGGUUCCGGCACAUCUCCUCCAAAAGGGCCUCCCUUUUCGUUUGGUGGAGGUGGCCAUAAUUUUCGUUCCCAGUUAGGAUGUCCCAGUGGAGCCGCAUCGCCUCCAAACAACUCUUCAAGUAAUGCUUGUACUAGUUCCAAUAUGAACUACAGUGGUGCAAAUAUGACCAGUGCAAGUACUAGCGGCGCAAUAAAUAUGAACUUGAACAACAGUGGCGCCGUAUUCCCAAUGGUUGCCGGGGUUGCGGGCCGCUUCGCAGGAGAAAAUACGAUGCAGAUGAACUCAACAUCCGCAUCCGGUAGUAGUUGUACUUCUAGCGCAGGUGGAACAGGUUUUAGAUCCAAUUCGGGGAAGCCUCCAAAUCCUAUGUUUAACAACAGAGCAAGUGGAGGACAGUUUGUACAACAACCAGUUGCGCCACCAAACCACAUGUUUCCAAAUUAUGUGCCAACCUUACCUCCUGGAAACAUUCCGUCGCAGCCGGCACCUCAGUUUUCCGCUAAUGUUCCGAGUAAUCCUCCACCUCGCGGGAAUUUUUCUCUUGGCAGUACGUUCAAUAGCCAGGCUGGGAUGCAAAAUUUGAACAACUAUAGCAACUACAACCAAGUAAAUCUAAAUUCUGCACAAGGAUCUGGAUCUUGGGGGGUGGGGUCAUUCAACAUGACAAGCCAGUAUAAUGGUCAAGAAAUGUUGAACUUGAACUACAAUCAACGACAAGGACCUCCAAUAUCUUCGGCAGAUGUUGGCAUCAGUUGUAGAGCAGGAAUGUAUAACAACUACAUGGAUCCUAGUAUGAACGUGCAGCAGUGCUCAACUCCAACAACAACAGCUGUACAAGCCAGUGUAGAGCAGCUACGAGAGGACGAUGGAGGUAUGAAAUCUGGGCAAGCCGGCAAUGUAAAUGCUAGUGGACCAGUAGAAAAAACAACAACCCAGCUACAGGGUGGUAGCGCCUCGGCAAUUAAAAAGAAAAAACGGAAUAGGGCCGCCGGGAAGCCGAUGGUUUCGCAAAAUGUAAAUGCGAUCGCCGGCGACGAUCAAGACGCAGCUGCAAAAAACACCAGUGCUGACGAUGGACCGGUAUUUGUCGAUCACUUCUACUGAAAGUUUGUUCCUUCUGCAAGAAUUGUUUUACGUACAACUACAAGCACAACUUCAAACUCAACGUCACAAUUAAAUGAUUAAAUUUUUCCACAUCACCCAUCUACUUCUCAUUCUCAUCCUCGUUAUCUAAUCGUGCAAGAACUAGAUGGAGGAUCACUUGAAACAUGAUGGUAGGUUCCGGAGCUUUCCGAAGAGGUUUUGUCGGUGUUGAAGGAAACGAGUAGUACGUAUGAAGACAACGCAGUAAUAGAGGCAGCGUGGCGAGUGGGAAAAGGGGAUAUUGGCCGAGCGCUGGAUCAUCUUCAAGAUUGGAGCAAAAAAGGCCUUGAGCCUCGAAGUAUUCUUGCUCGAACCGCAGUCACAGCCACCGGAACUGGAAGCAAUGUGGCCUCAUCGUAAGUCGAUUGUAGUGAGGCGAUGUCGAGUCGCUUCUUUGUGACAUGUAGUUUUACGACACAGGAGGUGGAUAACUUACAAUUUGUUAUAUCAUGUAGGUGCUGGAGGUAUCUAUAAUUAAUUAUAAAAAUUUUUGCGGUCUUCAUCUUCAAACUUUCAAACUUAGAGGAGGUCGACGAGCAAGUGAAAGGUAGUAUUGAUACUACAUGUGACGAUUCAUAAAUCAUGGUUGGGUUGUCGGUUGCGUCCUGUGACGAAUAACGUCAGCUCCUUCGUCCAAGACUAAUAAAGGUAGAAUCAGCUCCUUCGUCCUGUGACGAUUCCCAAAACAUGCUCAUGAACUUGUGCCAUUUAAUUUUCCCAUUGUUUAAUAUUAAUACAACUAAUGCUUAUGCUAGCUCUCCUCGUGCUAGCGCUAGGUGAUUGUGAUGUAAGUACGUAAACUCAAUAGAAAGGUACAAGGGGAUUGAACGGCCUCAAUCACGUUUGACUAACGUAUCACGAGGUACCAUGGCAUGACAUUGUGCUUCUCGCGUGUCUCUCGCACUUCUCGCUUGUUGGCGACAUCCAUCCCCACCUUUACCAUGAAGAUCUCCAAUAAAAUUAGUGACUCCUUUUGUUCAUAAUGUUGAAUUAAAAUUCAAAUUCAUCAUAUUCUCCAUUCUACUUCACACAGGAUCAUAAACUUUUUAAACGUCCUAUGUAUACGAUCAUUCAUAUUUUCUUUUAUACCACUUUGAGAAACCCCGAAAAAAUAGGAUCGUGAUCAUUGAUCACUCAUAUCUCGUGUCUAGAACGUGUACAAUUUUUUAAACAAUCGAUUACGAUACCGGAUACGGAUACAAUCAAGGCAGAAAAAAAUAAUGAGCAACAAAUGUUGUAAAAAAACUAAGACUUCACGACUCUACAUAGUAUGUACAAGAAGUCUAACAACAUGAUUUCGAAUAAACGACCGCGUUGUAUAAGAUGAACAUCGCCAUUUUGAAGCGAUGGCGGAACCAGUUUUGCUAUGGUAGGUUUAUAGGUAAUUUCUGAUUUUUUAGCAUAAGCAUAGACCAUAACCACUUCCUUCUUCCUCGAUUUUUAUUCCAAUUCGUUGUGUCUUUCUUUCAUUUGCCUCCUGCCUAUGCAGACGUAUUGGCAGUUGUAAUAAUAUCCAUGGACGAAGUACUAGAUUUUCAAUUUUAGGCUAUUGCCAAAUAAGGGAGAUAACCGCUCUUUGGCACGCUCAAAGCAUGGGAGUCACCGUGCUGACAACAGCAACGACCUUAAAACCGAUGCUGCUGAAAAACAGAAAGCACUACAUUUACAAUUAAUAUGAUCCUCAUUAUCCCCAUCUGAAAUCCAUUCAGACUACGAAGCGAGGUGAGCAGCAAGG
Amoebophrya sp. A25 is the source of this 5464-nucleotide messenger RNA. Lineage: Eukaryota; Dinophyceae; Syndiniales; Amoebophryaceae. The record is from the annotation of a GenBank genome assembly.